UUUAUUUAUGUAUGUACUCAAGUCGCUCGUUUAUUUGUUCUCAUGUGCCGGUACUGCAAAACUUUCUAACGUCACUGUACUGACAAAGCGUGGUGGCCCUUCGAAAUGGCUCUCUCUCGUCACGUUUUCUGGCGACUAGUGCCCAUUCCAGUUAGAGUAUAGUUCAAUGUUCAACAUAUAUUGCCGAUAAACAAUAACGAUAAAUAUUUAUCUUUUUCUUAUUGUAAGAUUUUUAAUUGAUUGUUUUGUUUGAUUCUAACAUUAAUUAUAACACGUAAAAGAGAUAAUCUAAUCUAUAUUAGUGAAAUAAUAUAAUCUAACCUAUACUUAAACAAAAAAGGCGGGACUUCUGGAAUUUAAACGUGAUUAUGCAAAAGAAGGCUAGAAAAACGAGACGUCAGCUUUUAGCGGAGAAGGUAGCAACACAGCAAAAACUGAUAAAUAAGGCAAAUGCCCUGCUAAAUCCUUUGGAGACUCUGCCAAAGUUUCAAGAAUACAUGAAGGAUAAUGACACAUUCAAGCUUGCUUGCAUUAAGGCGAAAGAUGCACGAUUGGAGCUUCUUACCUGGAUCCUGGACAUCACGGAGAGGAAUAUGAAGGAUAUGUAUGAACGGUCUAAUUGGGGCUGGGACGCGGCUGAGAAACAAUCGGAAUUGACGGAGGAGACGGCAUGGUAUCUAGUGGCAUCGUGCGACGAAAAACUUGUCGGCUUCUCGCACUUCCGAUUUGACAUCGACAAUGGCGAUGUUGUAUUAUAUUGCUAUGAACUACAAUUGGAGCCAUUGGUCAGACGCAAGGGGCUCGGUCGCUUCAUGAUGUUGGCUUUGGAAUCCAUGGCACAACAGAACCAGAUGCUGAAGAUCGUUUUGACUGUUUUCAAGCAUAAUCCGUCGGCAAUACAAUUUUUCUACGCUCUUGGAUAUAAAUUAGACAGUUCGAAUCCACCGGCUUCGACGCAUUUGGACUAUAUAAUCUUGAGUAAACAAAACUUAUGCGCAUAAUGGAAAGUACACAUGUUUUCAUAUCACACAUCUCCUCGGUUAGGACUGCGUCUUGUGAAAUAAGAUUGAUAGUAAUUGAUGCGGGCACAAGUGCACGACGGGCGACUUUAGAGACGGUCCGACAUUGUGAAACGUAAGAGGCGCUUUACUUAUAGUCCAGUCCUCCAUAUCGUUGAGCAGUUUUGUCAACUCCACUUCGCCUGACUCCGAAACGUUGAAGUGUCGCGAGAGAGAAUUGUUGAAGCAAGCGUCUAAGGCCGCUUGGUGCAACACCAUGCCAAUACCUUUGCCGGCACCCUCGGGAAUAGGAAACACCCGGAGACUGACGAUGCUUAAGUCUACUGGAAGAUCGUGUCGAAGUGGCGCGAAGUGAGCGUGCAGAUUGAACGGUAGAGAAUUGUGUAUAUGUAGUGCCAUAACUGGAUGUAGCAACUCCUCCGAAGCUAGGUGACCGUUUAAAGAUAAUAAUCCCGCUGGAUGAUUCGUCGGUAUCGUGAAAGGGCAAUUUAUUUCCUUCUUCUCCACGAUUAGUGCGAACAUAUGAUUUGUCAACAGAUUGUCCAUCACACCUUGUCCCAAUCCUCGAUUAUCGUCUUGAAGUAAUCUUCUAUCUUGCAUGAUCUGUUUAUAAAAAUCGAAUGAUGUACGUUUACACUCACACAUGCACACACACACGCGCACACCCACAUACACACACGGUGUAACUAAAAAAAAAAAAAAACAUGGAAGAG
Messenger RNA from Solenopsis invicta (red fire ant), 1732 nucleotides. It is a transcript of the gene Naa40, whose product is annotated as N-alpha-acetyltransferase 40. Lineage: Eukaryota; Metazoa; Arthropoda; Insecta; Hymenoptera; Formicidae. Gene Ontology annotation, cellular component: nucleus. Bases 369 to 1001 code for a protein of 210 amino acids. Gene Ontology annotation, molecular function: histone H4 acetyltransferase activity; histone H2A acetyltransferase activity; protein N-terminal-serine acetyltransferase activity. The record is from RefSeq and is a predicted model, not a curated record. The transcript is spliced from 4 exons.